AUGGAGGAAACAACUCAGGCAGCGAAUUCCGAAGUCCCUGUAGUGAAAGGUGAUGCUGAUGAUCUUAAGACAGUUGAUGUUUCUAUCAAGGCAGUGAACGGAGAAGUGCCAAAGGAGGAGAAAGAAGAGGAAGAUGGAGAAUUCAUAAAAGUUGAGAAGGAAGCAGAGCUUGCUCCUGUUGAAGAGCAAAAGGAAGCUACAAUCGAAAGAAGCUCGAGUGGUUCGCAAAGAGAACUACAUGAAUCACAAGAAAAGGCGAAGGAACUAGAGCUCGAAUUGGAAAGAGUGGCAGGAGAACUAAAACGUUAUGAGUCUGAGAAUACUCACUUGAAGGACGAGCUUUUAUCUGCGAAAGAGAAGCUAGAAGAAACCGAGAAGAAGCAUGGAGAGCUCGAAGUUGUCCACAAGAAGCAGCAGGAGACGAUUUCUGAAGGGGAAAAGAGACACAGCUCUCAGUUGAAAUCCUUGGAAGAUGCUAUGCAGUCUCAUGAUGCUAAAGAUAAGGAACUAACUGAAGUCAAGGAAGCUUUUGAUGCAUUGGGAAUAGAACUCGAGAGCUCGCGAAAGAAGCUGGUAGAGUUGGAGGAAGGGCUAAACCGUACAGCAGAAGAGGCUCAGAAAUUUGAAGAGCUGCAUAAGCAAAGCGCUUCUCAUGCUGACUCCGAGACGCAGAAGGCUUUGGAAUUUGCACAGUUGCUUGAAUCAACGAAGGACAGUGCCAAGGAAAUGGAGGAAAAAAUGGCGUCCCUGCAACAAGAAAUCAAGGAGCUGAAUGAUAAGGUCACUGAGAACGAAAAAGUUGAAGCGGCCUUGAAGAGUAGUGCGGGAGAAUUAGCUGCAGUGCAAGAGGAACUGGCACUCUCAAAAUCUCGUUUGUUGGAGACGGAACAAAAAAUGUCUUCCACAGAAGCUCUCAUUGAUGAACUGACUCAGGAACUUGAGCAGAAGAAAGUUUCUGAAUCUCGGUUCAAGGAAGAGUUGUCGGUUCUCGAUGAUCUUCAGGCUAAACUUUCUGAACAAGAAGGUGUUUACUCAAAGCUAGUGGAAGAGCUCAAAGAGAAGGAACUGCUGGAAUCCUUAUCGAAAGACCAAGAAGAGAAGCUGAGAAUUGCAAAUGAGAAGUUGGCUGAAGUGUUGAAAGAAAAAGAAGGGCUUGAAGCUGAUGUAGCAGAGGUCACAACUAAUGCAGCGAAAGCAAAAGAAACCUGCAGUGAACUAGAAGAGAAACUGAAGACUUCAGAUGAGAAUUUCUCCAAGACAGAUGCUCUUCUGUCUCAAGCUUUGUCAAACAGCUCUGAACUUGAGCAGAAACUGAAAUCCCUGGAGGAGCUUCACAGUGAAACUGGAUCUGCAGCAGCAGCUGCUACUCAGAAGAAUCUUGAGCUCGAGGAUGUUGUUAGGUCCUCUAGUCAAGCAACAGAAGAAGCAAAAUCACAGGUGAAAGAGCUGGAGACACAGCUCACUGCAGCUGAACAAAAGAACUUGGAGUUUGAGCAGCAACUGAGCUCAUUGCAACUGAAAAGCAGUGACGCUGACCGGGAGCUGAAAGAACUCUCUGAAAAAGUAUCUGAACUAAAAUCUGCUGUUGAAGUUGCCGAGGAAGAGAAGAAACAGGCAAUCACUCAAAUGCAGCAAUACCAAGAAAAAGCAUCCGAACUGGAAUCGUCUCUGAGCCAAUCAUCGGCCAGAACUUCAGAGCUUGAAGAAGAUUUGAGAAUCGCUUUGCAGAAGGGUGCAGAGCAUGAAGACCGUGCUAAUACGACUCACCAGCGCAGCAUUGAACUAGAAGGUCUGUGUCAAACAUCACAGUCAAAACAUGAAGACGCAGAAGGAAAAUUGAAAGACUUAGAGCUUCUACUCCAGACAGAGAAAGACAGAAUUCAGGAGCUUGAGGAGCAGAUUAGCUCGCUAGAGAAGAAGUGUGGGGAAACUGAAGCAGAUUCCAAAGGCUACUUGGGUCAAGUGGCUGAGCUCCAAUCCACACUAGAGGCAUUCCAAGUGAAAAGUUCUAGCCUUGAAGCAGCUUUAAACACUGCAACUGAGAACGAGAGAGAACUGACAGAAAAUCUAAACGCUGUGAAGGGUGAGAAAGAGAAAUUGGAAGAUACAGUGAAAGAGUACAAUGUGAAGAUCAGUGAGUCUGAGAAUCUACUGGAAGGUCUCAGGAAUGAAUUGGAUGCCACACAAGGAAAACUGAAGAGUAUUGAGAAUGAUCUGGAAGCAGCUGGGUUAAGGGAAAGCGAAGUAAUGGAGAAACUGAAAUCUGCUGAAGAGAGUCUUGAGUUGAAAGGAAGAGAAGUAGAUGAAGCUACGACGAAGCACAUGGAGCUUGAAGCUUUGCAUCACUCUUUUAGCAAAGACUCGGAGCUUAGAAUUCAAAAGGUAACGGAGGAUUUCACUAGCAGAGAUUCAGAGGCAAGUUCUUUGACGGAGAAAUUGAAGGAGCUCGAGGACAGAAUAAAAUCAUAUGAAGAGCAGUUGGCUGAAGCAUCUGUCAAAUCUUCUUCUUUAAAAGAAGAACUUGAUCAGACUUUGGGAAAACUCGCUGCUGCAGAAACCGUUAAUGAUAAACUCAAGCAAGAGUUUGAUCAGGCACAAGAAAAAACCUUGCAGUCAUCAGAAGAGAGUGAACUACUAGCAGAGACGAACAACCAGCUCAAGAUCAAGAUUCAAGAGCUUGAAGGGUUACUAGGUUCUAGUUCUGUCGAGAAGGAAACUGCAAUGAAACAGGUGGAAGAGGCAAUUGAAAAGUUUAACCAGAAAGAAACAGAACACAAGGACUUAGUUGAAAAGCUAAAGACACAUGAAAGCCAAAUCGAAGAACAUAAAAGGCAGGCUCAUGAAGCAUCUGGUGUUGCAGAUACUAAAAAGGUUGAGCUUGAAGAGGCUUUAUCAAAACUGAAGAAUCUUGAAUCUGCUAUUGAAGAGCUCGGGGCCAAAUGCGAAGGGCUUGAGAAAGAAAGCGGGGAUUUGGCAGAGGUGAAUUUGAAGCUGAACCAGGAACUAGCCAAUCAUGGAUCAGAGGCCAACGACUUGCAGACAAAGUUCUCUGUCCUGGAGGCUGAGAAGGAGGAAAUAGAGAAAGAGCUUCAGGCUUCAAAGGCAGCCAUAGAAGAUCUAACAAAGCAGCUUACCUCUGAAGGAGAGAAAUUACAGUCACAGAUUUCUUCACUCGCCGAGGAAAACAACCAAGUCAAUGCGAUAUUUCAGAGUACCAAGGAUGAGCUCCAGUCAGUUAUUGCAAAGCUUGAAGAACAAAUAACCGUAGAGAGGUCUAAAGCUGAUACUCUGGUGUCGGAGAUUGAGAAACUCAAGGAGGUGGCUGCUGAAAAGUCCGUUUUGGAAUCACAUUCCGAAGAACUUGAAAAGAAUCUGACACAAGUAAAAGCUCAGUUAAAAGAAGAGGUUGAAAAGGCAGCAGCAGAGUCUUUAAAAGUUUCAGAACUGACCUCGAAACUGAAGGAACACGAAGGGAUCGCUGGUGACCGAGACAUCCUCAAUGAGAAGGUGCUUCAGCUUCAGAAAGAGCUUGAAGCAGCUCAGAGUUCCAUUGCUGAACAGAAAGAAGCACACUCCAAGAAGCAUUCAGAGCUGGAGUCUGCACUAAAGCAAUCACAAGAAGAGAUUGAAGCUAAGAAAAAGGCGGUGAGUGAAUUUGAAUCAAUGGUCAAAGAGCUUGAACAGAAAGUGCAGCUUGCGGAUGCUAAAGCUAAGGAAACUGAGGCAAUGGAGGUAGGUGUUAAAUCUCGAGACAUUGACUUGUCCUUUUCUUCUCCAACGAAACGUAAGAGCAAGAAGAAGUCAGAGGCAUCUCCUUCUUCUCCUCCUGGCAACGUCGUUACUACUACUCAGACAGCCACAACGUCGCAUCUCAUGAAAAUUCAAAUCGUCUCUGGAGUGGCUCUGAUUUCUGUUAUCAUCGGUAUUAUCCUUGGGAAAAAGUUCUAG
Molecule: messenger RNA, 3948 nt
Organism: Microthlaspi erraticum
Lineage: Eukaryota; Viridiplantae; Streptophyta; Magnoliopsida; Brassicales; Brassicaceae
Source: the annotation of a GenBank genome assembly